UUCGUGCAAAAAAGCAUUGUCAAAAUUUGUUUAUUUAUAUCGCGGAGUUAAAUAAUUGUUUGUUGGUCUAAAAAGAAGUGAUAAGUGCACAUUGAGAUGUCUGUGUUGCUGGCGGACAUCGAUGCCACCUGUGCGGCCUUGGGUUACAGCGAUGGCCAAAAAUAUCAGGCGGAGCCCGAUGCCGCCGAAGGUCUCAAGCACCUAAUUUGGAUCCUGCGCCGGGACCUGGACAACCACGAGUACCGCCGUCACCUGGGCAGAUCCAAGGUGCUCCAAACGGACUUGGUUUACAUGCUGCCGGACUAUGUGCAUCACGAGGAGCUGUCCGACUUGCUGAUCCGCCUGCUGGUCAUCCUGACUAACCCCACACUGCUGCUCUACCGAGAGGGUGCUCCCAAGGACAAUCAUGGCCGCAAGGUGUUCAUGGAGCUCAUCGACAUUCUGCAGGGCUACAAAGCAGCCUUUGCCAGGGACAAAGUCUGGAGCUCCCUGUUCGAGAAACUCAAGCAGGCCCUGGAAAUAGGCUUUGCAAUUCGCAGCGAGGAGCAGAACCUGCUGAUUGAGCGCAUUCUGGUGCUGGUGAGGAAUGUCCUGCAGGUGCCAGCCAAUCCGGAGGCCGAGUGCCGGGCGGACAACGAUGCCAGUCUCCACGAUCAGGUCAUUUGGGCACUGCACCAAACGGGAAUGCUGGAUCUGGUGCUCUUUGUGAUCUCCUCGCCAGAUGAGGAGCAGUUCCAUCUGCACGGACUGGAGAUUGUGUGCCUUCUCUUUAGGGAACAAAGUGCCGAAUCCCUGGCGGAUGCCUCCCUGCAGCGCAGUCUCAGCGAGAAGCAGCGGGAUCAACAAGAACUGUUGGCGGCACGUCGCCGGGAGCGUGCCCGCCGCCAGGCUCGUCCACCUCCAGGGCGUCACUCGCGCUUCGGUGGCACCUAUGUCAUCCGGAACAUGAAAUCCGUCUCGGAUAAGGAUGUGAUAUGCCACCAGGCCCUGGAGCGGGUCACUGCGAUUGACUUUGACCGGGAGAAGGAGCACCAGAAGCGCUCGCAUCGCCACGUCCAGGAGGAGGCGCAGGUGACCCGCCGCAGUGCGUUCACCGUGAGAUUGUGCCUGCGCGAGUACUGCAUCGAGGUGCUGCGCUCCGCUUACAACACACUGGUGAGGCAGGUGCGUCGCGUCCUGGAACGCAAUGCCGGCUCGUCGAGUCACGAUGACUCCUAUCUAUUGUGGGCCAUACGAUUUUUCAUGGAGUUCAAUCGUUUGAGUGGUCUACAAUUGCAGUUAGUCAGCGAAUCGUUGAGCGUGCAAUGCUUCCACUGGGUCCUGACGCGCAUGCAACAUGACAUGGACAUGAUUGUGAGCGACAAGAAACAGGCGCGUCUCUGGGCCAAGCGACUGCAUGUAGCCCUCUUGACAUUCCGGGAAUUGCUUCAAAGCCUGCUGGCACUGCAGAAGCUGAAGGAUGACAACAACGCGAGGGCCCUCUUCGAUAUGUUAUUGAACAACGUGUGCUAUGUCCUGGAGUACCGAGAGACGGUGCUGCAUUUGUUAAUGAACUACAAUGAGGCGCACAGCACAAAGGUUUUCCUGCGUGAUGUGGUGGAAACGGCCAACGUUUUCAUUAAAAUGAUGGAGCGCUUCUGCCAGGACUCCGUGGUUGUGCAGGACAAAAAGCGAGGUGGUGGCGGUGGCCGAAAGAAGAAGAAGCCGGCGACCAAGUCCAAACCGUCAACAGCACCACAACCCACUGAGGAAGAAUUGUCGAGCAAAUGGGCCGAGCUGGCGACGGAAGUGUGCAGCCUGCUGUCCACAGAGUUGGAAAUGCCGGAGGAUGAGCAGCCGAUGCCCUUCGAUGCCGCAUCCGAGAAAUCCAUCGAUGAUCAGCGCGAGGAUUGCAUGAUUCGCAUAAAUAAACUGCUGCGCUCCGAGAAACUGAACCAGGCCAUCGCCCUCCUUCGCGCUGCCAGGGAGGUUUGGCCUGAGAACGAAGUGUUCGGUGCAAUUUCCGCUGCACCGGAAGACGAGCUACUGCUCCUGCGUGAGAUUUUCAUGUCCAACAUCACAACAGUUGAACCCGAGGAGAAGGAAACUCAAAACGAGGACGAAGGCGAGGACGAUGACUUGGAUAACGAGGAGUUCGAGGAGCAGGAUAAUGGACUCACCGAGAAAACGUUCAAGUUUGAUGAUUUCGCUCGCAGAUUGCUGAAUCCGAAAAUUGUUCGCGCCUGCACAUUAGUGCUAUCGGAUUGGGCGGACAUACCCACCAGGUCCUUGAAGGCGGCGGUAACUAUUCUUCAUCGCAUCGCCUACGGCUGCAAAUGCGCGGGAAUGCUUUUUCAGGCCAAGCUGUUUCGCAUCUUUCAACAAGUCCUCAGCGUGGAACGUGACGUCCAUCAGGAGGAGCUGCGUCGCCUGGCCAUCUUUGUGGUGCGCAAAUUUGUCGAGGUGGCCCCGACUAAUCCCAAAAUCUAUGCAGAGUUAUUAUUUUACAAAGGCAUCAGAAAGGCAAAUGAGCUGGAGUCGGGCUAUUGUGACGCCUACGAAGCGGGCACCAAAGGAGCCUGGAGCGAGGAGCAGGAGUCGGAGCUGCGCUUCCUCUUCGAGGAGAACCAGCGCAAUCCUGAAACCGAUAAGGAUGUGAUUGAUUGGAUUCUGGAAAAUUUGGCCGACAAGACGCGCAACCGUCGCACUGUCCUGAAGAAGCUGAAGGAAUUGGGCCUGAUGUUCAAGGCACCCACCAAACGUUCGACCAAGGCGGCCCAGGGCGGCAAAAACCAUUGGCAGCCAGAGGAGGAUGAGGAGCUAAGGAGCUUAUACGAUCAGCAUCGCAUUGAACCGGAUUGCCUCGAGCGAAUCGUCCGUGAGUUUGCGGAACGGCGCUCCAAGCCGCAGAUCAUCAAGCGGAUGCUGCAGAUUCACCUGAUAGCGGACAAGUCUGAGAUUCUUCCCCCCAAAAAAGGUCGUGGCAAGAGCAAGGCCAACAAACAGUUGGCCGAAAUUGGAGGCGAGGGCGAUGAGUACGACUUUGCCGAGGAGCCCAUGUUCGAGGGGGAGGGAUAUAGGAAGCCCACAGCCAAACCCAAAUCAAAACCCAAAAAAGCCCCGAAGCGUCAGGUGGUUCGGACACCCUUAGAUGUGGGCACAGUCAAAGCUCUAAUCGCCCAAGUUAAUGCCGACAAGUUCCAAUCGGCCAUCGAGUGGCUACAGGAAUGCCUGCAGGAUGCCAGCGAGGAAACAGAGGAAGCGGCGGAAGAUGAAGACGGCGUCCCACUGCUGCCCUUGAUGGCGGAUCAAAAGGAUGCCAUGGAGGAUGGCGAUUUUCAGAAGGUAUUGGUCGCCCUGGGGAUGCAGCCGCCGAUUGCGGGCAUGGAAACCUACUGGCGUAUUCCCACCUACUUGAAUACGGCGGAUUUGCGAGUACGUUCAAAGAUAUUGCUAGGAGAAGAUGUGGAUUUGGAGCCCGAAGACGAGGCUGCCGACGAUGAUGACGAGGAGGAGGAUGAUGAGGCGGAGGCUAAUGAGGAAAGUGAAGAAGAGGAGGACUUCCUCGACAAGCACAGCCGGCAGCGGCAGCAGAACAUAGCCGCUGAGCAGCAGCGCAAACUUGAAAGCCUCAUGUUCAACCAAAGCGAUGACGAAACCGAGCAGCGUGCCCCGCCAAAAGCCAAGGACAAACCCAAGGCCAGCGAGAAGAAGGCCAAGCGAAAGGCUAAAGACAAAGCCAAGGAGUCAAAGGACUCUGGUGACAAAGGGGCCGACGAAACAGAGCCGGAGAAACCCAACACGGAUGAUUUAUUUGACCAAUUGAGAGCCAAGCGGGCCACUAAAAUCAAACUGAGCGAUAUGGCUCUAAAUGAGUCAACAAAGGCCGCUCAAGAGGCGGACGAUGAUGCAUUUAACUUCAACUCGGAGGACUACCGUGCCCGUCUGCUCGAGCUGGAGGAUGAGGAGCGGGAACGGGAGCAGGAGGAUGAGGAUGCCGGUGCCAAUGAGGACAAAGAGAACAAUACCAAUAAGUCCCUGCAGCGUGCACGUCGCGUUAAUGUAAUUGACUCAGAUGAUGAUGAUGAUGGUGGCGCCUUGCCUGCCGACAAGACAAACAAACGCCCGCGCAGCGAUGACGAUCGGGAGGAUGAGGAUGGCAAUUCCAAUCUCAAUGCCGACGAGGACGACAGCGAUGAUGGGGCCAGCUUUCUGGCUCGCAAAAAGCCAGCCAAAGUCGAUGGCGAGCCGGCCAAGCGGCGUCGGUUGGCCAUCAUCGAUGACGAUGAUGAGGAUGAUUUUUAAUGCACUCCCUCUCGUUCUGCCUUUGAUUUUAUAGCUCACCGGAAUGGAGAUUCGAAUAAAUGUAACUUUUAAUUUGCAUA
Messenger RNA from Drosophila biarmipes, 4364 nucleotides. RefSeq names its product protein timeless homolog (gene timeout). NCBI's taxonomy places the organism in Eukaryota, Metazoa, Arthropoda, Insecta, Diptera, Drosophilidae. Gene Ontology annotation, molecular function: DNA binding. Bases 97 to 4284 code for a protein of 1395 amino acids. Gene Ontology annotation, cellular component: replication fork protection complex. Gene Ontology annotation, biological process: DNA replication checkpoint signaling; replication fork arrest; DNA repair. The record is from RefSeq and is a predicted model, not a curated record. The transcript is spliced from 18 exons.